ACAAACAGAAGUGGAGCACCAAGGCAUCAAUGGAAAAGAAUACUGUGGUCUUGCAGGGAAACAUUCCGUGUUCAGAUGGGACGUUUGUUGGUACAUGUCCUUUCUCCAGCCCGCCCCUUAGAGGAACGAAGGCAGGCUUUGGAUAUAGUACAUGAACCAAGUCAUCCAGAAAUCCUUCGUGAAUGUCUCAGCCCUUCUUUGGAGCAUGGACCAAAGUUGGCAUUGUACAUUUAUGAGAUGUUGCGUAACCAUCGAGAGCAACUGUCCAAAGAAGAUCAAACAGCAGUGUCUAUUUUCAUGACAUCCCUGAAGCUGUGUGGUCAUAAGUGCAUUCCUCCUAGUGCUCCUACUAAACCAGACCUUGUGAAAGCCAUCCUAGAGGAGCAAAAGAAGUUUGAGUCCGAGGGAAAAAUGAACAAAGCGGCCUGGGAGAAGAAAAUAAAAAACAGUCAGCAAAGUCUCAUUCAAAGGUUAGACAGCAAGUCUAAAGACAUUUCAAAGAUAGCUGCGGACAUCACUCAGAAUGUGUCCUUGAGACAAGGAAUGGAGAGAAAGAAGGUCAUCCAGCACAUCAGAGGAAUGUACAAAAUAGAUCUUAGUGCUAGCCGAUACUGGCAGGAAUUAGUCCAGCAGUUAACUCAUGAUCGAGCAGUUUGGUACAAUCCAUCAUCUUAUCCCACGUCUUGGCAGCUAGAUCCCACCGAGGGACCAAACAGAGAAAGAAGGCGGCUGCAGAGGUGUUACUUAACUAUUCCAAAUAAAUACUUGCUCAAAGAUCGACAGAAGCCUGAAGAACCGUUCAAGCCACCAUUGUCAUACCUCUUUGAAGAUAAAACACAUUCCUAUUUUUCUUCAACCGUAAAGGAUAAAGCUACAAGUGAGCAUAUAAGGUUCACACGGAGGUGUAUAAAUGUAGCUCCCUCAAGAGAGACUCCUGGCGAGCUUCUGCUGGGUAAAUCUGGGAUGUACUUUGUGGAAGACAAUGCUACUGAUACAUAUGACAACCCAAGCCCUAGUGGUGAAACGGAGCCAGCGUCAUUCUCCUGGACCUACGAAGAAAUCAAAGAAGUUCAUAAACGAUGGUGGCAGCUCCGGGACAAUGCAGUAGAGAUAUUCCUAACUAAUGGGAGGACGUUGCUGUUGGCUUUUGAUAACAUCAAGGCACGAGAUGAUGUGUAUCACAACAUUCUAACAUCUAAUUUGCCAAAUCUCCUUGAAUAUGGAAAUAUAACUGCUCUUACACAUUUGUGGUGCUCAGCACAGAUCACCAACUUCGAGUAUUUGACUCAUCUGAACAAGCAUGCAGGGCGCUCUUUCAAUGAUCUCAUGCAGUACCCUGUGUUCCCAUUUAUACUCCGUGACUAUACAAAUGAGACCUUGGAUCUAAGUGAACCCAGUAUUUACAGGAACCUUAGUAAACCUAUUGCUGUGCAGUCAAAAGAAAAAGAAGAUCGUUAUGUGGACAACUACAAGUACUUGGAAGAAGAGUAUCGAAAAGGAAUUCGAGAAGAUGAUCCCAUGCCUCCUGUUCAGCCAUACCACUAUGGCUCCCAUUACUCAAACAGUGGAACAGUCCUGCACUUUCUUGUGCGAAUGCCACCUUUUACAAAGAUGUUCCUGGCAUACCAAGACCAGAGCUUUGAUAUUCCAGAUAGGACUUUUCAUUCAAUGAAUACGACGUGGCGGCUUUCAUCAUACGAAUCUAUGACUGAUGUGAAGGAGCUGAUUCCCGAGUUCUUUUAUCUGCCAGAAUUUUUAGUGAACAGAGAAGGUUUUGAUUUUGGGGUUCGUCAGAAUGGUGAAAGAGUGAAUCAUGUCAAUUUACCACCAUGGGCACGCAAUGAUCCGCGACUCUUUAUCUUGAUACAUAGGCAGGCAUUAGAAUCUGACCAAGUAUCACAGACACUUUGCCAGUGGAUUGAUCUUGUAUUUGGACAUAAGCAAAAGGGCAAAGCAGCUGUGAGCGCUAUUAAUGUGUUUCAUCCUGCUACCUACUUUGGAAUGGAUGUGUCUGCAGUUGAGGAUCCAGUACAGAGGAGGGCCUUGGAGACCAUGAUAAAGACCUAUGGCCAAACUCCACGGCAACUUUUCAAUGCAGCACACUUAAGCCGAGCUGGUUCCCGGCUCACAAUUGACGGAGAGCUUCCUGCUGCCAUGGGGAUACUAGUUCAGUUUGCCUUCCGGGAAACAAAGGACCAUGUCAAAGAAGUUGUGUACCCGAGCCCACUGCCCUGGAUUAAAGGUCUGAAAUGGGGAGAAUACGUGGGUUCACCCAGUGCCCCUGACCCUAUUGUCUGCUUCAGCCAACCUCAUGGAGAGCGAUUUGGGUCAUUACUGGCAUUACCUACCAGAGCUAUUUGUGGGUUAUCAAGAAAAUUCUGCCUGAUGAUGAUUUACAGCAAGGAGCAAGGUGUGCGGAGUAUGCAUAGCACAGACAUCCAGUGGUCUGCUAUUCUUAGCUGGGGUUAUGCAGACAACAUUCUGAGACUCAAAAGCAAACAAAGUGAGCCUCCUGUCAACUUCAUCCAAUGUUCCCAGUUAUUUCAGGUGACCAGCUGUGCCUGGGUGCCUGAUAGUUGCCAGCUGUUUACAGGCAGUGAAUGUGGUGUAAUCACUGCUUACAACAGCAGAUUUACAAGCAGCACGCCCUCUGAAGUGGAAGUGGAGUCACAGGUGUACUUGUAUGGGCAUUCAGGAGAAGUCACCAGCCUCUUUGUAUGUAAACCUUACAGCAUUUUAAUCAGCGUCAGCAAGGAUGGCUCUUGCAUAAUAUGGGACUUAAAUAGACUGUGUUAUGUUCAGAGUCUUACUGGGCAUAAAAGCCCUGUCUCAGCAGUUUCAGCAAGUGAAACCACGGGAGACAUUGCAACUGUUUGUGAUUCAGUUGGUGGUGGUAGUGACCUGAGGCUCUGGACUGUAAAUGGGGACCUCAUAGGACAUGUUCAUUGUAGGGAAAUCAUUUGUUCUGUUGCAUUCUCCAACCAGCCUGAGGGAGUUUCUGUCAAUGUGAUUGCCGGGGGACUGGAAAAUGGAGUUGUUAGACUAUGGAGCACUUGGGAUCUGAAACCUGUUAGAGAAAUAACCUUUCCAAAGUCAAACAGACCAAUUGUCAGCCUCACAUACUCCUGUGAUGGUCACCAUUUGUAUACGGCAAAUAGUGAGGGAACUGUCAUCGCAUGGUGCCGUCGAGACCAGCAGAAGAUGAAGCUACCCAUGUUCUACUCAUUCCUCAGCAGUUAUGCUGCUGGAUGAAUGUCAAGGAAAACAUAGUUGUCCAAAACAAAUAAAGCAUGAAGCCACAUACAUCUUCAUACAGCAAAGAAUCAUUCAUGCCUUGUGUUGAAAAGCACAAAUGAAGAUUGUAAGAGCAUUUGACAGCUUCUGUAAAAGUAACCAACAAAAAAAUUCCGAGAACAUCAGUAAAUUGUCAUUCCAAAGGUGAAAUAAUUAACAUGCAUAUUAGUAUAAACUGCUUUUAUUGCUUCAGCACAAAGCCAUGCACAGAGCACUGAUACUAUAUAAACCUUCUUCAAAGUCUAGCAUGCAAAACAUACAUCACUUGCUUGGCAUGUUUACAGAGAGCUGAGCUGAAAGCAUGGCCUCCAACAAAAAUAAUGUUAUUUUAUUUUAUUUUAUUUUUUUUUUUUUACUUUUUGUUGUUGUCUAAUGGUGAGCCCAAUCCUAUGUAUUCAGUUGUCCUUCCCAUUCCUAUAGUUUUGUUUUUCUUUACUUGCAACAAAUGUUUUAUCUGAGAAGUCGGUUAGUUAUGAUUAUAGUCUGUUUUACUGACACAGCUGGAUCUCUGACACAAAUCAGUUGAAGACUUUAAGGUUUGUUGGGGAGAAGCAAACAAUAAUAGAUUCUUUGCUUGAGGCAUUUGUCUACAGUGUGUUUAUCACAGCCAUUUUAUAGUAAGUAGAUAUGAACUAUGAGACUAUUACUAUUAACCAUCUUUGAUAACUCACCUCUUAUCUUUCAGUCCUUAUCGAUUUUUUUUCAGAACCACCUUAAUUUCCAAGCCAUUUAAAAAUUUUCACAGUACUGAAAACCGGCGCAAGCUGUGGUUUAGUGAUAAUGUAACACUAUCAUUGUGCUGAACUUGAACCACAACCAAGCCCUACUUGUGUCUCUGGUUACACAUAUUGUGUUAAACUCCUCAGGGCUUUACCAUUUGUGGAUCACUCAGUGUGCAAAGACCUCAGCCUUACUCCAUGCCUGUAUUUCUGCCUUUUACUUGAAUAUUCUGACUUUCUCACAAAAGGUACUGAACAGUUAGCAUUGUUGCUGAAGUUGUGGAUUAUAGCCUGUCAUCAUGAAAAUCAGUCACUGGUGUAAGAAAGUCAGACUUCUUUGCUUGAAUUCUCUCAGGACUUUGAGGUAUUUAUAAAUUCCUCACUAUAGCUGGUAGGAAAGCGUUUGUUUUUUUUUUUCUUCCUCUCUAUUUGGAUGUGCUACUUUAUAACAACAACAAAAAAUAAACUAAAUACAUUGGAAAAGAUGCACCUGUGAUGUAAAAAUCAGAGAAAGAGGUUCAGGUUAAGAGAAGCUGACUAAUUCAUGGUGGGAUGCUAGAAUUGUAUUGCAUUAUAGACGUUGAUGUUAUUGCUUCACUUAGCCAGAGAUGUUCUUAUUAAAUCAGGUAAGUGAAGCAUUAUUUUGCAUUUCCUAAUUUGGUAAGAAAGUUACCUGUGAUAGUCCUACAUAUUUUAAGAGUGAUAGGUCAAAUUAACAUGAAAAUACAGUUGAUCAGAUGCACAUUUUAAUAAUAUGAAAAUAAGAGAAAACAUGUUAGUUUAGGAGAGAGAGCACAUAUAUUUUCUUGUUAAUUAUUUUUACACAAACAUUCUAAAGAUGACAUUUCUGUCAACACUAAAUUAUUUUAAAUUAUUAUAUUCUUACUUUUGUCAUAAAUUGGCUGAAAUGUACUCAUCUUGCCAACUGGUGUUAGAUUAAUACCCACCGAGUUGUAAUAUGUGAUUUAAGUGGUGCAACUUUUUUUUUUUUUUUUUUUUUUAAGUACACAUUAAAAAUAUAUACAUAUAAUGUAUAAAUGGUUAAUAGGUCCUUAUACUGCUUGUUGGUUUGUUUGAUUUACUGUCUAUUUCACAAAUUAAAGUGUAUUAUUCUGCUCUUAGCAGGGUUAUUCAAAGCCAGCCCUUCUUUUAAACAGCAAUACAAAAGGAUCACAGGCAAGUCAUGUUAUUAUAAAUUAUGCAAAAUAGGAGAGCCAUUACACAGAUGAUAAUUUUUGUAUUUUAAUGCAGAAGACAUCAAAAAAUAAUUUUUAUAUGUAAGCAAAUGGGUAAAACAAAAUAAUGUGUUGCUUUCAUCUUAUGUAGUUCCAGUGCAGUGUUAAAUGUACUAUCCAAAAAAAAUGUUGCAUUUGUGAUAACAGCUUUCUCUUAAAGUUUACAAUCGAUCUUUAACUGCCACCUGUAAUGUGGUUUUAGUACAUGUUUUUUUGUAUGUGCACAAACUUAUAUAUUUUCCUUAUUCAAUGUUAAUUGCAUAACGCAUACUUUUUCUGCUUGUUGUCAAUUUAUCACAUCCAUUUUUCAUUUUACUUGGAAUUACAGGCUGAUUGACAAUGCAGUAUUAUUAUGGAACUGUUUCUGGAAAUCUGUUUGCAUGCUGGAUUACAUGUGGAGAACAUUUUUCAUAAGUUUAACAUCUGUAAAUGUUUGUUGAUUUGCAUUACUGUAUGGGUUUAAAAAUGCUAUAAAUUAUGUUUCUUCAGAUUUAUUCAGGAAGUGUUUAUUUGCCAAAGUGUUGCUUGGGGAACAAAAAGGGGGAGGAUGUUGCUAUUUUUUGUACUUAAGAAUGUACAAAAUAAAGUUAACAAAAUACAUGUGUAUAAAAGCAGAGAUCUUUGACACUGUUGUUAAUCUUGAAUGCUUGCUACUAAAUGGGACAAAAGAACCGUUUACAAUAUA
This is a messenger RNA of Erpetoichthys calabaricus (reedfish), 5933 nucleotides long. Its product is annotated as lysosomal-trafficking regulator-like. The record is from RefSeq and is a predicted model, not a curated record. Gene Ontology annotation, cellular component: membrane; cytosol. Gene Ontology annotation, biological process: intracellular protein localization. The transcript has 23 exons. Lineage: Eukaryota; Metazoa; Chordata; Cladistia; Polypteriformes; Polypteridae. The coding region runs from base 76 to 3252 and encodes 1058 amino acids. Gene Ontology annotation, molecular function: protein kinase binding.